ACGAAGAGUGUAGGUGUUCUCCAACUACGAAGAUGCUCCGUAUUCUACUGAUCGUUGCGGCAAUCAUUGCAGUGGAAGCUCAACAUGAAGAAGUAAUUUCAAAGCGAUUUGAAUUUGAUGCUUCUGUUGAAGUGCCUGACGCUGUGGGAUUUUGGCCACUAAAUUAUAUGUAUAAGUUGGAAGACGUAUCUGGCAACAACAAUGAUGCUGAUUCUAGUAAUGUAGAAUUGGUAUAUAAAAAUAAUUCCCAUGGCCGGCCGUGUGGAGCGUAUAAAUUCUUUGGUGUCGCCGACUCGUGGGUACAUUAUCCAAACAAUGGUGCUUUCGAUACUGUAAAAUCAAUCACUAUCAUGGCAUGGGUUUGUCCUUUUGGUAAUGCAGGUCCCGUAUUCCACUAUAAUCCAUCUGGGAAUGGUGUUCAAAUGUGGCAGUGGGCUAGUGAUCAGGCAGCAGGGGAGUUAUAUGGACGUGUCAGGUUCAACAAACGCGACUUAACAAUAGUAGCGCCAUCAGACAAACAUUUAACAGCUAUAAAUGUAUGGUAUCAUUGUGCGGUCACAUAUGAUUUUGACAGUAAUUUUGGAUCCAUGUACUUGAAUGGGGAAUUCACAGCACUGGGCGUUAUGCCUGCAGGAGAAAUAGCAACUCAGUUUGAUGCACAAAGCGGCGCAGUACCAAAUGCUCCAUUACCAAAUGGUGGUAUAUACUUUGAUGGUUUAAUAACUUGCGUGCAGGUAUACAAUGUGGCAUUGACAGCAGAACAAAUUAAGAAGGCUGCUUACGACCCGUACUGCGUGUGUCCAGGAUUCAAGUGCGAUCCUCACAUCACUACUUUAGAUGGACGUCAGUACAGUUUCCAAGGCAUGUGUUGGUACACUCUUGUAAGAGAUUGCAUGAGCACAACACCUGACUUUGAAAUCACAGCCGAGUUAACACCCAGGGAAGAUAUCGAAGAAGUCAGGACAAGAGCUGUUGCCAUUAAGUUACAGUGGGAGGUGAAUGCGUUCUCGUUAACAAGGACAAUGUGGUUACUACAAGUGCUGACAGUCUUAGCAAAAUAAACAUAGUGCACGAUGGCGAUAUGGCAAUUCUAAGUUUCCAGCUCAAGGACACGACAUUCAAGAUAUUGUGGAAUGGAAGAAAACACACCUUCAAUAUCGAAUUCACUGGUGAUUAUUAUCGUGGAAAGAUGUGUGGUCUGCUGGGUGAUGGUGAUGGUAAUACCAAAAAUGACUUCAAGAAACCUGAUGGUGUAGUUGUAAAAGAUAUUAAAGAGUUUGGUGAGAGCUGGAAAGUUGCUGGCAAAACAUGCUAAUGAUCAUUUUCAAUUGCUGACCUAUAUAAAGCUUGCAAAUCGUCGUCAACGUCUUACCAGUUUAUUCAGUUUUGGAUAUUACAAUUUGAGUUUGGUGUUGGGCAUAGACUUAGUAUUAUUCGCUUUUGGCGCAAUAAAUAUAAUGUAAUAUUGUCAUAA
Messenger RNA from Saccoglossus kowalevskii, 1474 nucleotides. Its product is annotated as SCO-spondin-like. Lineage: Eukaryota; Metazoa; Hemichordata; Enteropneusta; Harrimaniidae. The record is from RefSeq and is a predicted model, not a curated record.